Daphnia pulicaria is the source of this 1778-nucleotide messenger RNA. Its product is annotated as PRKC apoptosis WT1 regulator protein-like. The transcript has 8 exons. Gene Ontology annotation, biological process: apoptotic process; positive regulation of apoptotic process. The record is from RefSeq and is a predicted model, not a curated record. Gene Ontology annotation, cellular component: cytoplasm. The coding region runs from base 496 to 1248 and encodes 250 amino acids. Lineage: Eukaryota; Metazoa; Arthropoda; Branchiopoda; Diplostraca; Daphniidae.
UCAACAUUUCUGACAGUUGGCCCUGAAAAGUCUCGCCUUUGUUGACAGUUUCAUCGAGCACACACACGCACAGUUCCUCAACACUCGUCAUCAUACGUCUACAGCCGCAGUUUUCUUUUUCUAAUUUUCUAUUUCCAGUGAUUUGAGUUUUUUUUCUCUCUCUCUCGAUUAAAACCAUCGUUCUGUCAUGGUUGACACGUGCAGCUUCUAAUCGUCGAGCUCCCAGAAAGGGCCAGGAAUUGGGUUUCCUAACACGAAUGUGUUGAUUGAAUGGUGGGAGGUAUUAUAACGAUCGUCUGAUACGUCCAACGCUGUCUUAUACAUCGUUCUAAAUUUAUCCUCGUCGUAAAAUACUGGUAAUAGUUUGUGAUAUCAUCGCCCCGCGUCUGUGUGCCGCAGACAUCUACCAGCAGUUGGCAUCUAUCUAUAUUUUGUUUUUUCAACAACUCCCCUCCUCCCAAACUCACCACGUUGGAAGGUUUUGCAAAAAAGAAAAUGGCAUCUAGUUCAGUGAGUCAGGAGGAUGUGGAGAAGGAUUUCCAGCUGCUGAGCAGACGCAGCAAGAUCCGAACAGCAAGGGCCAGAAAUCCCCUGUCAUUUUCACAGAGGCCAGAUGAGAUGGAGGCUGAAGACAGAGAAGAAAGUCCCAAACCAGUUGGCAAGACCAAGGAACGCAGAGCAGUCAGAACAGAAAGGCAAAACUUUGUCAACAAAGGCAAACUUCAGAGGGAUCGACGUAAGCUGCGAGAAAAAAGGCGCAGCACGGGUGUAGUUCAUUUGCAGUCGACAGAGUCAACUGGCGGCAGUACGGGAGAGGACGAUGGUGAGCAAUCCCCGUCCUGGGAUGAGACCAAGAAAAACACAGUCAUUAAUGAAGGCAGCAGUAUGGAUGGUAAAGGUGAUCCGAAAAGUGGUGGGCGCAACUACAUUGGACCCUCGGAUUUGGAAGCGGAUGAUGAGGAUACGCAGGACGGUGAUUCGUUAAAUCACUUGAAACUCGACAUUAAUCUGACGGAGUUGAACAUCAAAGAGGACUCGCAGCUGUCGACGUCGCACGACAGUACGCCAGAGUCCCCGCCGAUCGAUUUGGCUGAGCAGGCGUUGCAAAGAGCCAAGCAAGAGAUGAAGCAACUCAACUCUCAGCUGGGCGAGGCCCGGCGAGAGAUCUCUCUGCUCAAAGCUGAACGGGAUUUCCUGCGGGAGCAGAAUCUCGGCUUGCGGAAUCAAGCCCUGGCCAACAAGAAAUAAUAAGGACGUGUGAAGAAAAAAGAAAAAAGCAAAAAGAAACUUAACUUGUUUGCUGCAAUGUGACUCCUUUAUUUUGGGCUUUCUUCAUUUCUCCCUCCCGACCUCCACCCCAAUCAUGCAAGUACUUGUCGCAUAUUACCAGGUGGUUGUUAUUAUUCAAGUUUUUCAUUUGAAAACAAAAAAAUUUGCUUUACUAAAAACUCGAAGGCAGCUCCUUUUAUUUGGGGUUUUUCGCCUCGAAUACGCGGAAACCUCAACACUUACGUCCUUUUUUGUCGCUAUUUGUUUGUUUUUUUUCUUCUCCUUUUCGUGAAUUUGUUUUACCUUCGCCUUCAGCAAUAUGACCCCAUCUUCCUCAUCAAACUAUAUUCCUCUUCGCGAUUUGAUUUUGGCUUUGUUUCUUGUCGUGCCCCAAUCCAACAAUCCUUUUUCAUGUGAUGAAAAUGAAGUUUGAAUAUUUAUUGUUAAUCUUGCUGAUUGAUACAAUUAGAAAACAAUAAAAUAAUGUAUCGAAGGUAUACAACAAGGAA